AUGAGCGUCGCCGGCUCACCCGACGCCGGCACGCGCCCCAUGCGGAGCGUGUACAUGGCGCUUAAGAUCCCGGCGACGACGGCCAUCGGGGACCGGAACCAGGCCUACAUCGCGGCCAGGAGGUUCGCCGUGCUCGGCUACGAGUGGCAGAUCGACUACCACCCGAACAGCCACUACCCCUACCACCGCCGUCGAGGAUGGGUGAAGCUCCGCAUCACCCUCGUCGGCACUCCUUCCCCGGACGCCGGCGCCGUCACGGCCUCCUUCACCUUCUGCCUGGUGGAUCUCAGACGGACGCUCAGGCCCUUAUGGGAGGUGGCGACCCACUGCCCUAGGUUCCGGCAGGGGAGCUCCGAGGAGGUCAUGCUCGUGUCCCGGGCCGCGCUGGAGGCGUCGGGCUACAUCGGCCGCGACGACAACUUCUUCGUCCAGUGCAAGGCCCCGUACGCCGGCGACAAAGCCGUGGUCGUCCAUCCCGGCGACCUGAGUCACGACCUCGACCACCUCCUGCAGAGCGAGAACGGCGCGGACGUCACCUUCGUCGUCGGCGUCGAGUCGUUCCGCGCGCACCGGUGCGUGCUCGCCGCACGGUCGCCGGUCUUCGCGGCCGAGCUCGCCGGUAGCCUGAUGGACGAGGAGCACGAGGUAAAGGACACGGACGCGGACGCCUUCCGGGCCCUGCUUCGCUUCAUCUACACGGACGCGCUGCCGCCACAGCUCGAGGAGAUGGAACUCCGGAAGAGGACCAGGAAGCCUGAAGGUGACCAGAAGGCUGUGUCAAUGGCGCGCCGUUUGCUUGAGGCCGCCGACCGGUACGGCGUGGAGCGGCUCAAGGUCAUCUGCGAGGAGAAGGUGUGCUCCAGCGUCGGCGUGGGUACCGUCGCGGAGGAUCUGGUCUUGGCGGAGCGGCGCGGAUAUAAGAAGCUCAAGGACAGGUGCAUGGAAUUCCUGGUGGCCAGCCCGGCGGAUAUGCUCACGGUGGCGGCGGCCGGCGGGUGCAAGCUUCUCGAGGCGACCUGCCCCUCGGUUUUGACUGAGAUCCUCACGGCUGUCGCUGCUAGGAGCUGCCGACUGGCACUGGGAGGAGGUACACAUAGUUAA
Hordeum vulgare subsp. vulgare (domesticated barley) is the source of this 1101-nucleotide messenger RNA. RefSeq names its product BTB/POZ and MATH domain-containing protein 1-like. Gene Ontology annotation, molecular function: protein binding. Bases 1 to 1101 code for a protein of 366 amino acids. NCBI's taxonomy places the organism in Eukaryota, Viridiplantae, Streptophyta, Magnoliopsida, Poales, Poaceae. Gene Ontology annotation, biological process: protein ubiquitination. The record is from RefSeq and is a predicted model, not a curated record. The transcript is spliced from 2 exons.